AGCAGUUAACAAUAACCCUCUGCAUCAAAUCACGUCUUGUUACUCUUGAUACAUCUCAGCAGAAUCACCCAUCACAACCUCGGACUUCAACAUGGUGAUAACCACCGGUGAACUCGUCCUUGGCCUCCUCGUGGCCCUAGGCUGCGGAGCAGGUAUCGGCUUUGGGGUCUUUAAAGUUCUUGAAGUUCGAAAAGAGCGUACGCGAAAUCAGCUUCCAACGUCCAUGCCUAGACAACCACCUCCUAGCCCGGCUGCAUCUUCAAUAGCUCUCAGUCACAUGCCACGACAUGGUGUUCCAUCACACCAUGCCGGGAGCCAACCGGACGCCGGCGUCGCCGGGUACAGACCUUGAGCAGAUACAUUAGGACGAUUACGGCGUCGUAUACAGGACGCUGGCUAAUUGAGUGCAUGGCCAUGGAGAUGUAUAAUGGAACCAGGCGGUGUUUCUGAGCCUCAGGAGUACCAUGAAACCAGA
Molecule: messenger RNA, 475 nt
Organism: Canariomyces notabilis
Lineage: Eukaryota; Fungi; Ascomycota; Sordariomycetes; Sordariales; Chaetomiaceae
Exons: 2
Coding region: 92-352 (86 amino acids)
Source: RefSeq, a predicted model, not a curated record